Molecule: messenger RNA, 234 nt
Organism: Protopolystoma xenopodis
Lineage: Eukaryota; Metazoa; Platyhelminthes; Monogenea; Polystomatidea; Polystomatidae
Source: the annotation of a GenBank genome assembly
AUGACAUUUCAAGCGCUGAGGGACAGUACAGUGACUGAACUCGGUCCUCUCUAUGUCGUUUCCUGGGUAAGCUGUGGUUGCUGUUUCCUGGCUUCCUGGUGCCUCCUGCUUGCAGCGGUGAUCCAGCGUCCACCAACGGUCCUACCUCCUUCUAAAAACAAGCAAACACCAUUGCUCUCCACGGGCAAUGACUUCAGCCUGGAGCCCUUCAAUCAGUAUUCGAGCAAGACCUGA